This is a messenger RNA of Paramuricea clavata, 1953 nucleotides long. The record is from the annotation of a GenBank genome assembly. NCBI's taxonomy places the organism in Eukaryota, Metazoa, Cnidaria, Anthozoa, Malacalcyonacea, Plexauridae.
AUGGUAAUUUCUGGAUUUAAAGACAAGCUGAAAGGGGUAAUGAUGUACUUUACUUACUUGAACUUUAUAAGUACAGCAGAGCGACUCUUAAUGAAUAUAUUUCCACGUUUUUACAGGCAACUUGCGUAGCUCGCAAUGAUAAUCCUGCGUCGUUUGAUCCGUUUUCCGUCGAGGUAAACUUCUUCACACUUUUCAAUUCAAAACACAAACACGUUGGCCAGAUUUAUCUUAAGGGACGGAUGAUGCAUCUGGGCGAACUUGGGCAAUGAAAAGAUAGUUCGUCGUUGUAUCAAACGCAGUAAAUGGACGGGUCAUCCGUCAAGACGAUGCAUCUUUGUAACUUUUUUUGACAACAGAACAUAAAUCCCUUAUUAAGUCCCACCAAAACAUUACAAAGAUUACGUUGUACAUACAAAACCACAGAAAAAUUACAAUUUGUAAUCUAAUUGGAACAAUUAACUAGUUGGCUUACUGAGGUGUAAAUUCAAAUUAAGAUCAUCGAUUACCGAAAAUUAUCUACUAAUUUAUAUAAUUAAAUCAAGAAAAAAGCGGAUUUUUAAAUCAAGAAAUCUUACUACGCCUUACAAAUAAUUUACCCAUCGAGCAUAAGUGACAACCUUGUAGCAACUUGAUAAAAUAACAGCAUUGUUACAACUUGUUGGCAAGCUUGCUACAAGCCUGUUGCGAACACAAUCUUGUUGACAAGUUGUGAGAUUUUUACGUGUGAUUGAACGAUGUGCAAAGCAUUCUUGUGUCUUGUGACAGGUAUGUGUUGGUACAAGAAAGAAAGUGAUUCAUAUUGUGAUGAUCACAGAAGAUAAUGUGUAUCCCAAAAGAGAAAUAUCGCUUGCUGAAUCACCUGUGCAUUUGGUAAGGAUUUUUUUCAAGUUGACAUUGGACCUAUUCCCUAUAAACAAAAUUUUGAUCUGGACAAGUCUAGACAAAAGCAGCUUGAAAGAGCAUCACAAAAUUAGUAAUAUUCCGAAGUUUUGUUGCGAAUUGUUGUAAAUGAUUGAAAAACGGCAAACUUCGCAAGGCUAUAUUAUCCGCACUUUACAACAUUUCGCAACGAAACUUUGCAGUAUUACUAAUUUUGUGAUGCUCUUUCAAGCUGUUGUGAAAUUUUUGUCUAGACUUGUUGAGAUCAAAAUUUUGGUCAUUAGGCAAUGGGUCCAUUAGUUCGGCACCUCCUUUUUAAAGCUGCUGGAAUAUUUUGUUUCAGAAUUUUGAUGGCAGUACAGUAUGUGUGGCAUUGUCAAGUGUUUAUUGUAACGUGGAUGUUCCUUCAGGAAAGGUAAGUGAUAGCAGAUGAAACUGGAACGACAGAUAGGGAGUAAUGGCAGAUGAUCGAACAGACCCCUUUUUUUUACUCGUGUUUUUAGAUACAAGAGCUGAUCAGUUAUGAACCACAGAAUACCAGACCAAUUAUCACAAGAAUUGCUGUGGUGAGUUGCAAGAGCACAGUUGAUCGAGGAUUGUCUUUGAAUCUAGCUUGCAUUUCUAACUACAGUGACUGGAUGACAUGGAGAACAGUGGGAUUUUCAAGACAAUGAAAAGACAAUGGAACAUUCUGAUCACUGGAUCAUGACUGGAUGGCAUGGAGAACAGUGGGAUUUUCAAAACAAUGAAAAGACAAUGGAACAUUCUGAUCACUGGAUCAUGACUGGAUGACAUGGACAGCGAGAUUUUCAAAACAAUGAAAAGACAAUGGAACAUUCUGAUCGCUGGAUCAUGACUGGAUGGCAUGGAGAACAGUGGGAUUUUCAAAACAAUGAAAAGACAAUGGAACAUUCUGAUCACUGGAUCAUGACUGUAUGGCAUGGAGAACAGUGGGAUUUUCAAAACAAUGAAAAGACAAUGGAACAUUCUGAUCACUGGAUCAUGACUGGAUGGCAUGGAGAACAGUGGGAUUUUCAAAACAAUGAAAAGACAAUGGAACAUUCUGAUCACUGA